UUUGACAGUAUCUGCAUGAACUACUUUGGUGCUUUGGUUUAAGUACGUCAAAUGUGUUAAUUGCAUACAGAAGUCAGCUGUUGACAUCAUAUUGAUGUUAAAAUCUGUUAGUCGUGAAAUAAUAAAUAUUUACUAUCUAUGUGAACUCAGUUGUGAUUUAUAAUAUGCAAAAAUGUCUAUUUUGGAGGAUGAGAACGCUACAUGGAUUCAAGAACUAGAAAAUGUUCUGUUGGAAGAAUGCACAGCAAGUGAUAUAUAUUGCUUAUGCAAAGGUAAACCACUUCCAGAUAGUAUAAGACAAGAAGUGUGGCAGGUUUGCUUGGACGUUCGUGAUAAAGGCAACCAAAUUGAUCAUUUUAAUGAGAUUUUUGAUUUGCCUAAUCAAGUGGUUUUGAGAGAGGAUUGUGCAAAUUUUGUAUCAAAGUUAGGAAAUGAUGAGGCUGAAAGACCAUCCAUUGUCUCUGACUUGGAGAGUAUUCUCACUUUUUACUGCAAAAGUCGAAGUUUGCAAUAUGAGAGAGGGAAUGGUUGGAUUGAACUGUUACUUCCAAUAAUCACAUUGAAAGUCGGAAAAUCGACCAUUUAUAAUUUAUUUGAAGGUAUACGUGACAUGUACAUUCCACAAGGCUCUCAUAAGAAUGGCAAUGUGUUCCAUAUACUGAGACUGCUGCUGCUGUACCAUGAUCCAGAGUUAUGUAACUUAUUGGAUACAAAGAAACUAACCCCAGAUUUGUAUUGCUUGACUUGGUUUCAAUCACUUUUUGCAGCCACAUGCAAUUUAAAUGUUACCAUUACUAUGUGGGACUAUUAUUUGCAACAAUCCGAUCCGUUUUUCGUUUUCUUUUUGUCUCUGAUUAUGGUGAUUAACGCCCGUGAGCAGAUAAUAUCAAUGAAGAACGAAGAUAAAGAAACUUUAAUUAAGAUGCUAACUUCAAUGCCGAACGCAUUGGAGGCUGAAGAUGUAGCAGACUUCUGUUCACUGGCUCAGUAUUAUGCCGCGAAAACCCCAGUCGGUUUCCGCACUGACUUGAUGCAGUCUUUAUAUAGUGGAAAGGGCGACGAUAUUAGCUUAAUAUCACAAGCCCUUUGCUUACCUGUAUCUGUUCAAGAAUUGGUAGAAAAUAGUAGCAUGGAUGGAGGCAACGCAGACGCUGUUCGUUUUUUUAUAGUAGACUGUAGACCAGUAGAGCAAUACAAUGCUGGGCAUUUAUCCACGGCUUUCCAUUUGGACUGCAAUUUGAUGUUGCAAGAGCCGAGCGCAUUCCAGACAGCAGUACAGGGCCUUCUAAACGCACAGAAACAAGCACUGGCUAUGAAUUCCAACGCUGGAGGAGAGCAUCUAUGUUUUUUGGGUUCUGGGCGAACCGAAGAAGAUCAAUACACUCUAAUGGUUGUUGCAUCUUUUCUUCAAAAGCAUACUCAGUAUGUAUCGAUUUUAACUGGAGGUUUUAUUUCUUUACAUGACUAUUUUGGUAAUCAAUGUGGAGAUUAUCUGCAAGACCACGUAUCUUCGCAGUGUAUGGUCUGUGGACCAUUGAUGACAGCUGGAAAAUCAGGGAAACAAACUAAUCGAGGCCAGUCGAAUGAUUUGUUUGGUAAAAUUUCUGCGGCAAUGAAAAACAAAUCUGCGGAGGUUAAAGGAAUGCUUUUCGAAUAUAUUGUUAAUCCGAAUAAUAGUCCGGUGCAAGAGAGACACGUUUCCAGCAGCGAUAAGCAAGGGAAACGAUAUAGAAAUGUUGCUCCUGUUUUUAGCAUAGAUGACGAUCAUGAUAAUGUUACUUCUGAUCAGAUCCAAGAGGACGAUGAAAGGCAAUUUGUUUCAAUACAAAGCUGGUUGAAAAAUGCUGAUUUGAUCAAGCAUUUUCCAUGCCAGGAAGUGAAGCUUAAUGGUUUCAUGUACAAGAGCCAUCUGAUGGUGACCGAUACCCAUUUGGUAGUACUCAGAGAGAUACCAGACAAGAAGGGCACUGCGGAGGUCAUCGUCAAACGGCCUUUGACGGCUAUUGUUAAAAUAACCGCGAAAAAGCGUCAUCCCGAUUUGAUUACCUUUAAAUAUGGUGUCCACGACGGCGAUUCUUUAAUGAUAUCAGACAUGGACAGCUUUUUGAUUCCGGAGGCUCAUAUUGCUACAAAAGUCGUCACAGAGCAGAUUCUAAAACAAGUCAAAACAAUCGAGUUACUUAUGUAAUACAUAAUUUAUUCUUAAUUGUUGUUGCUAUAGAAAAUGUUUCUUAGGCUAAAAAUUGUUUCCUAUUUUUUUCUUCUAUUAACAAGAUUCUAUUAAUUGUGCAUAAAUAUACUUAUUAAAUGUU
Nicrophorus vespilloides is the source of this 2312-nucleotide messenger RNA. RefSeq names its product TBC1 domain family member 23 (gene TBC1D23). Gene Ontology annotation, cellular component: trans-Golgi network. The transcript is spliced from 6 exons. The coding region runs from base 173 to 2188 and encodes 671 amino acids. The record is from RefSeq and is a predicted model, not a curated record. Gene Ontology annotation, biological process: retrograde transport, endosome to Golgi. NCBI's taxonomy places the organism in Eukaryota, Metazoa, Arthropoda, Insecta, Coleoptera, Silphidae.